UUGAGGGCAGCGUUUUCAAUGUAGAAGGUUUGAUUUGACAUGAAACGUUGACGUGAACUGAACAUUUCUACCUGUCUGAACACUGACCUUUGACCUGAGGUUAGGUCAAAGGUCAGCCACACCAAAUAGGGUGUGGCUGUAGGCUAAAGGUUUUAUUCAGAGCAGCUGUAAAUAUCUUCUCAGAGGAGCUCGACUUGACACACCUGCUGUAGUAAACAUGCACAGAGAGGAAAUGAUGUGUGCGUUGAAGCUCCGCCCACCUCCGUCAAGCAGACAAACAGGAAGCAGUUUUCCUUUCUUGCUUCUUACUGAAGUCAAACUCCAAGAAAACAGCUGAAAGAUUCACUUCAAUGGCAUAAACUGGAGACGGGGACAUGGAGACACGGGGAACUGGGAAAUACUGGAUUUGAACUCCUUCAACCUGAAAAGCUACAACCUGGGAGAGCUCAGCUCAAAGUGAAAGUAACUCUCCGCCUUCCCUCCAGAGGAGCCUGCUUUGUCUUCAGCCGCAUUCAGAGACAACAUGUCCUCCAGGCCUGAGGAGGAUCUGUCCUGCCCCAUCUGCCAGGACAUCUUUAAGGACCCGGUGGUUCUGACCUGCAGCCACAGCUUCUGCAGAACCUGCCUGCAGACCUGGUGGAGGGGGAAGACAACGCAGGAGUGUCCCUGCUGCAAGAGGAAGUCGUCCCGCAGCGACCCGCCUCGCAACCUGUCCUUAAGGAACCUGUGUGAGGCCUUCAUGGCCGCCGCGUCGGAGCAUCUCUGCACUCUGCACUCUGAGAAGCUCAAGAUCUUCUGCCUGGACCACCAGGAGCCGGUGUGCGUCAUCUGCCGAGACUCCAGGAUCCACAGCGGGCACCGGUUCCGGCCCGUGGACGAGGCGGCGCAGGAGCACCGGGAGGAGCUGCAGAAGAUCCUGAAGCCUCUGCAGGACAAGCUGGCCGCCCUGCAGGACGCCAAAGCAGAUGGGGACCAAACCCUGAAGUUCAUCAGGCUGCAGAGCCAGCAGACCGAGAAGCAGAUCAGGGAGCAGUUUCAGAAGCUGCACCAGUUCCUGCAGCAGGAAGAGAGGGCAAAGGUCGCCGCUCUGCAGGAGGAAGAGGCGAGGAGGAGUGGGGUGAUGAAGGAGAAGGUGGCGGCUCUGAGCAGAGAGAUCGCGGCUCUGUCAGCCACCAUCACAGCUGCGCAGGCGGAGCUGAAAGCUGCAGACGUCUCCUUCCUGAAGAACUACCAGGAAACGGUGAGGAGGGUCCAGCAGCGCCCCCUUCAGGACGACCCGCAGCCCGACCCCGGAGCACUGAUAGACGUGGUCCAACACCUGGGCAACCUGGCCUUCAACAUCUGGAGCAGCAUGAAGCGGGUCGUGUCCUACAGCCCCGUGGUUCUGGACCCGAACACAGCAGACCCUGAACUCGUCCUGUCCAGCGACCUGAGCAGCGUCCGGUCCGGAGAACGGAAGCAGCUGCCCAGGAACCCGGAGAGGACCCGGUUCUCCUGCGCCGUCCUCGGCUCGCAGGGCUUCGCCUCGGGGAUUCACGGUUGGAGCGUGGACGUCGGGGAGAACCGGGACUGGGAGCUGGGCGUGCUGGGGGACGCCGUCCAGCCGGGCGGAGCCCCGGCGGCGCAGCUGUGGAGGAUCUCCUUCUGCCACGGGAAGCUCACCGCGUUCUCCGGAUCAGAACCAGAGACGGAGCUGCCACUGAAGGCGCCGGUGAGGAAGAUCGGCGUCCAUCUGGACAUGGACAGGGGGAGGCUGUCCUUCUGCGACCGCGGCACCAACACCAACAUACACACCUUCACACACAGCUUCAGCGCCACACUGUUCCCCUACAUUUACACCGAGGACCCGGUGCCGGUCCGCCUCCUCCCGGCCAGCGUCUCGGUGAGCGUCAACAACAACGCCUGAAAAUAUCCACAGCGUGACGGGUUCAGGUUUAUGUCAGCGUUCACACACAGUUUACCAUCUCUGAGCUGAAACUCCCUCAUUCCACUGGAGAAAGUUUCUAACAUUAUAACAAUUUCCUUCCUUCUAGGAGAUCAGCUGACAUGUGAAGUCAAUCUUAUUCACCCAUCUUUUCUACCCCAGCAAAGAUCUAAAGAUCAUCCUGUGUCCUCUUCUGCUCUGCAGCGAGACCUUUGACCCCUGUCGUUUAAAGUUAACGACGGUGUUUUAAUAACAAACUAUGGAGAAAACAGUCAAACUAACAAUCCAGAAAAUAAGGACAGUUUUGGUUUUAAGCAUCCUUAACUGGAAAUUAGUGACAAAGAAAAGUCAAAAUUCAUAUAAAAAAUUUAUCACGAUAAAUGAUAAACGAUGCGAUAAAUGAUAAACUAUACUUUAACGCCGACCUUUAGACUGGAUCAAAACUUUCUACUGAAGAUCUGAAUCAGCACUGAAACUGUCUGAAAACAUAAAAAUGUUUCUUUAAUUUCCUUUAUUUGUGUUUUCUGAACUCAGUCGGACAUGAAAAUAUUUAGUUAACUCAUAUUUCGUCCAGCCUUACUCAUCUCUGUUUCCUCCAACCUUCUCGGUGAGCGGCCCGAAAGUGGUUCUGGGGUUCUGACAGGCCUUCAGGUCCAGUUCAGAAAAAGGUGGUUCUGUUAAGGGACUCAGAUCUGACAGAAACAUGUUGGGGGUUUUUUAUCUGCAGAGGUUAAAAUAAUUACAUUAUAAAUAUAAUAAAUCUGCAGGAAAAAUACAAUAAAUUUGUGGUUUUAUCUUAUUUUAAUGAAUGUGAAGGAAUAUUCAGGAUGGGGUUUCCAGUUAAUAGUUUUAUUUAGUCUCAGUUAUUUGUUUUGAUUUUAUGAUGAAAUAACGUCUGAGUCAAAAUUAUUAUCUGUUCAGUUUGAUGAUUAUUUUCCUGAUUAAGGUGAAAUUUUGUUAAAAUUUUUUGUGAAUCUUCUGUUUUUGGGAUGAAAAAAUACAAACAUAUUUAUUCAUUUAUGUAAACAAAAUAACUGAUUUCUCAUAAUUUGCUAUAAAAUGAAAUCAUUUAAAUUUUUUUUUUAUUUUUUAACAUAUUUCCAUUUGUCAGCUAAUUUUAAUGUUGGGAUGAAAAAAAUAAAAAUCAAAUAAAUUUUUUCGGCUUCGUGUUUCUUCAUUUAAUGUUAAUUUUUUUCUUAAUUAUUCGAGUUAAUUGUAAUAAUCUCCCAGCAGGAACCAUGUUUGAAUCAUGAUCUAUCGCUGACAGACCAAUCAGCUUCUGAGGAGGAAGAAUGACCCGGUUCUGGUUCUGG
This is a messenger RNA of Gambusia affinis (western mosquitofish), 3237 nucleotides long. Its product is annotated as zinc-binding protein A33-like. Gene Ontology annotation, molecular function: protein binding; ubiquitin-protein transferase activity; zinc ion binding. The record is from RefSeq and is a predicted model, not a curated record. Bases 524 to 1906 code for a protein of 460 amino acids. Lineage: Eukaryota; Metazoa; Chordata; Actinopteri; Cyprinodontiformes; Poeciliidae. The transcript has a single exon. Gene Ontology annotation, biological process: protein ubiquitination.